UUCUUUUCACUCAACCUUUAUACUCCAUUGUUAAAUAUUUGAAAUAAUAAGAGAACGGGCCAACAAUUGAUCAGAACAGUGUUUUCGUUUCGUUGAUCACCAAUUGCAAGCUUACGUACACAUACACAUAUUCAUUGCAUUUUCUUUCUUAUCUUUUUUCUUCAUCGUCGUGUUGUGUGAGGUAACAACUACCGAUCUGAUUUCUAACUUUUACUCGGUACUUUCAAACUCUGUACUUCGAACUCCUCCUUCAUCUCACCAUCUCACCAUCCCACCAUCCCGCCAUCCUGAAAAGCAUGUCUCGGUAUUCGAUAAUCUGCUGACCUGGUCCUCAUUUUUCCAAUCCUCCAAUCCGUCCAAUCGUCCAUUUAUCGCAACUUAUUACUGUAUGUGGGGUUUCCGGGUUUCCUAACUACCUAGCUACACAAGCAUCAACAUCAACCCUGCCAGCAGAUCUUUUGCUUGAAUCUCGAAUACCCGGAAAAUAAAAGGAAACAGGCAUACCGCUUCUUGCCGUUUGAGUAGUACAAUAACACGGUACAAACUAGUACUUUACUUCGCAUUCUCUCUCGCAUGAGUUGGCAAUCAGAUAAACCUUACUCCUUGUUUUAUAUGUUGCCCAAGCAUCUGACAACAAACAAAUUCAUAGUAAAUCUACCAAAUCUUGUGAGUUCUAAUUCCUCAAACGCACUUUUAUGGCUUGGUUUGUACGACAGAUUGAAGCGUGAAUCAUGUCCCCCUCCUCUCUAAGCCCUACCAGCUUUUCCCUGUUCAGAAGAGUUACUGCAUGACUACUUUAAGUUCUGGGCCAUCUGAUGCCAGUGCGAUCAGAUAUCACAAUAAUAUAUCAUUGUGCCAUUGCCUCGGAAGUUCAAUGGUUCACAGCAUCUAGCAUACCACCACAGUUUGCGACUACUUUCGUUUUACUUCCUACACCCCAUCGAGCAACUCCAUACACUCAUUCAGCAUUUACAUUCCAGGAGAUAUCUUUCGGGAGGAUUAAUUAUUAAUACGCAAAAUGACAGGUCAAAUUUCAAUCCCGUACUUGAGCAAUAGAGGUAUCGUCUACUAUCAUCCUCCCGGCUUUCAAGCAGACAAGACACGACAAACACCACUUCCCACCCCACCCUGCCGACCGAGACAGCGUCGACCUCAUUCCAUACACAUCACCCGUCUGCCUGCAGGCUUCGUACCGUCUGAUCUUCGACCGACAAAGCCCCAAAAACCUUCCCGAGCCAAGUCUCAACUGAACAAGCUGGCUUCGCGAGACAGUGCAAAGCGUGUGCUAGGGUCGGUGUUUUCGCCAUUCUCGUCCCAUACUUCUACACCAACAUCAUCUGCUGCAUCAUCCACGAUAGUAUCGAGCCCACAGGUCAGCCGUUCGCAAUCAGUACGGACUAAUUCAGGAGAUCGUCGAAGUAUAUUCUCUCGAAGGGCUCAAUCAAGCUCGGGAUUGGAAGCCGGGUUGGAAGGAGGAUUAAUGACUGGACCUGGGCCCGGUAACAUGGAACCAGUAGGCAUCGAAAAUCGACCUCUUGGGAACAGCCCCGCAGACGUCCAUUUGAACCUUCAAAAUCCGAAGCCACCUUCAUUUGCGAGUUUUGGAGAUAAUGAGAAACCACUUGCGUCCGGUCAUGGGGUCUCUCUUUCCAUUCCCUUCGCUGAACCAAUUGUAUAUCUGACUGGUUUGGAUCACGACGGCACAACCCGCAACUCUGAAUCUAAUAACACCCUUGGGAUUCUCCGUGGCAAAGUACGACUUAACGUUACCAAAAGUGUAAAGAUUAAGUCGAUCACCUUGACAUUUAGAGGAAUAGCGAAAACUCAAUGGCCCGACGGUAUGCAAUUUUCAAUGCAAUUCAUGUCUUUUGAUCAGGAAAGCUUACAAAAUAUACAGGUGUGCCGCCAGGCAAAUUGGACUUUUGUGAAGAAGAGUCACUCCGAACACAAGUUCUACCAUUCUUCAAUGCUCUGUAUGAAGGCUCUGAGGUCGGUUAUGGAACUCACUGCAACUACUAUCUACGGGAUAAAUCGGGGACGACGACUACGAUAAGCCCUCUUGAUUCGCCAAGUUCCGGAAUCUCGACAUUGAUCGGUGCUAGAAGUAGAGCAAACACCCUCAUGACAUCUAGAGAAUCAAAAAGAUUGUCAUUACAGAGUAACCAAUCCCGUAGUUUUCAAAAGGGAGAUUCACCUAACGGCCCCACACCCCAACAGAAAGGCUACAAGACUUUCCAUCCUGGCGUUUACGAAUACACUUUUGAAAUGCCAAUUGACAAUAACUCCCCGGAAACUACGAAGCUCCCGGACGCUUCUGUAAAAUGGCAAGUGGAGGCCAUGGUAGAAAGGGCGAGUGCUUUUCGUCCGAAUCUCAUGGGAAUCAAAGAAGUACCGGUCAUAAGAACGCCAAGUAUCGAGUCGCUGGAGCUAGUUGAACCCAUUUCAAUCAGCAGGAAUUGGGAUGAUCAGCUACAUUACGAUAUCAUGAUAUCUGGAAAAUCCUUCCCUUUGGGUUCUAGGAUUCCUAUAGCUUUUAAAUUGACCCCGCUGGCAAAAGUGCAGAUUCACAAGAUCAGGAUUUAUGUUACAGAGUCCAUUGAUUACAGUAGUAACGGCAAUACGUAUAACAGAAAGGGUAAGUCGCCAAAGAAGAUAUUGCUGUUCGAGAAGUUGGCGGGGCAGCCUCCUUCAAGUGAGUAUAGCAACUCGGAAAUGCGAGUUCUCCGUGGAGGCGAGCUUACUGUCGAAGAAAGGGCCGUGGCGCGUGCCACUGCACAAAGGGAAAGAGAAAGAUUAGCAAGACAAUUGAACACAGCAGUGGAACCUCUACCUGAAGAAUCCAACAACAUAUUAGGGGAUCUUGAUCUUGGACUUGACCAUUUCGCCUGCCCGACAGAAUUGGAGCUGUCAGUUCAAUUGCCAACAUGUGAGAUGAUGGAAAAGGAUAAAACUAAACGUCUCCAUCAUGAUUGUUCAUGGAAGAACGCUAGGGUGCACCACUGGUUCAAGGUAAGUAAACUGCUUAUAUCAAACCACAGCUCCUUGCAAGACAUAUGCUAAUCCUGCUUCUAGAUUGCCAUGCGUAUAUCCCGUAAAGACCCCGAUGAUCCUUCUGGUAAGAAACGCCGUCAUUUCGAGAUAUCUAUCGACUCCCCUUUCACUAUCCUCAGCUGCCAGGCGUCCCAAAUGCAUAUGGCUCUGCCUGCAUACUGUGAUCUCGGUGGUCCGAGUUUUCGAUAUCCGGGUGACCGCCUAUGCGGUUGUCCCAAUGCAGCCAGCGCAGAACUUCCGCCAAUUUCAGCCCCUAGAGAUUCUUCUCUCGAUAAUUUGGAACAGAGUCAUGGUCAAUCCACGAUUGCGCGUCCAGAGACCGCUGAGCCUCUGACUCGGCCGCCACAAGCACAUCUUGCAAUGAAUACAGCAGUUCAGCGCCCCAUUCAUAUGUUGCGCAACCCAAGCUUUGCUGCUCCUGAAUAUGAGGCCGAGGAACCACCUCCACCAAUGCCAACACCUCCGCCUAUGUAUGAUCUUGUUGUUGGUACGCCUAGCGUCGACGGACUUGCCGAUUACUUUACCAGAUUGGCUGAUUAUGAGGAGGAAUAUCACACGGAUGACGAAGAUGUACAGCGAGCUUCAACCCGUGGCCGUGUGAAUGUUGUCAAUCCUUACACCCCAGGAGGACGCAUUGCUCGCAGCAUGGAUAUUAACCGUGAUUUUAUGUUUAAUUUGGCAGCUCUUAAUAGGAGAAUUAAUCGUGGUGGAAAUGUGGGCGGAAGCGAAAUUAGCAAUCCGACCACAACAACUAGGGAGUGAGAGUAGUGAGAAUCAGAUUCAUCAUUGUAUAUGAUUUUAGAUGAAAUGGAUGAACAUACAUAUAUAAUGGUAUGGAGUACGGCACACUUGUAUAAGGAAGUCUUAAGAGAUGAGGUGGAAAAAUUGGACAAUGGUGUUUCCGGUAUACCCCUUGGGAUUACAAAUUAUUAGGUUGGAUAUCAUCAUUCUCUGAUUGGUCUUGGACAGCGGCGCGGCAACGCUCUAUUGGGUAUGGUAACCGCUUUUGUGGGGUUGUUGGUAUAUUUUGGGAAAAUGCAUUUGUUGGAUAGGUUUCAAGCUGCACGGUCGAGGUUGAACGAACAUCAUGAAGCAACAUGAGUACUUAUGAUAUGGAAAGGCGUACAAAUCGACUAGUUGUUUAUGCAUUAAUGAAUAGAAAGUCUACAUUGGGGGGAAGCAGGGCAAGCACAGUAUACACUUCAAACAUAGAUAUAAAAAAUUGUAUGAGCUAAAUCGGGAAAAUUCGAAUGAUGUUGUGUGCCACGCGAGGCUUGUGUCCAGUUCUAUCCAAGCAUGUUAAAGGGAUUUAAA
Molecule: messenger RNA, 4365 nt
Organism: Sclerotinia trifoliorum
Lineage: Eukaryota; Fungi; Ascomycota; Leotiomycetes; Helotiales; Sclerotiniaceae
Source: the annotation of a GenBank genome assembly